Messenger RNA from Anopheles funestus (African malaria mosquito), 1157 nucleotides. Its product is annotated as glutathione S-transferase theta-1-like. The transcript has 3 exons. Gene Ontology annotation, cellular component: cytoplasm. Lineage: Eukaryota; Metazoa; Arthropoda; Insecta; Diptera; Culicidae. Gene Ontology annotation, biological process: glutathione metabolic process. The coding region runs from base 252 to 956 and encodes 234 amino acids. Gene Ontology annotation, molecular function: glutathione transferase activity. The record is from RefSeq and is a predicted model, not a curated record.
AAUUCUCUUCUGACUUUACCUUUGCAGACUCAACAGCUCUUCAAAAAAUUUUAACCGAGAGAUCUCAAGGUUACGUCAACAAUGUGUCAAACUGGUUUGGGAUGAAGAUUUGUUUGACGGAAUGGAUUUUUGAUAACAAUUUGAUAAAGAUGAUAAUUUGAUACUGUACGUUGUGAGAAUAAUUUCGAUAGUUACAUCGCUUCCUAACAUAAUCGUGUGUUAAAAUAGUGAGCACAAAAGAAAGCCAGAAAAUGAUCCCUGGACUUAAGCUGUACUAUGAUCUAAUGUCGCAACCAUCAAGAGCGCUUUAUAUAUUCUUGUCGAUGAACAAAGUUCCCUUCGAACGAUGUCCGGUAGCGCUGAGAAAACUUCAACAUAAAACAACCGAAUACAAAACGAAUGUUAACCGAUAUGGUAAAGUGCCUUGCAUUGUGGAACCGGACUUCCGGCUUGCAGAGAGCGUCGCUAUUUAUCGAUAUCUGUGCCAAAAGUAUCGAGUAUCAUCUUACUGGUAUCCAGAAGACACCGUACGUCAGGCACGCGUCGAUGAAUAUCUCGCCUGGCAGCAUUUGAAUAUACGCGCAGACAUAUCCUUGUACUUUUUCCACGUUUGGCUAAAUCCGCUGCUGGGCAAGGAAGUAAAUGCCGACAAGACGGAACGUUUGCGUCAGCGUGUCGACAAUGGGUUGAAUUUUUUCGAACGAACUUUACUAUGCAACGGCAAACAGCCAUUUCUCACUGGUGAUUGCAUUAGCAUCGCGGAUCUGUCGGCGGCUUGUGAGAUUGAACAAGUUAAAAUAGCAGGAUACGAUCCUUGCAGUGGCAGACCUCAUCUAAACACAUGGAUGAAUGCUGUGCGGGAUUUCACAAAUCCGUACUACGACGAAGCGCAUAAAUUCGUUUAUCGACUGGCACCGGAACAUAUUGCUACUCCUGCUGUACUUGAUGAUGACUGAUUUGGUUGCCAUCACCCGUUUGGACAUUGUUUGAUAUUGACCUCUAGGAUCUUGCACAAAAAUUGAGCAAUUUUUAAAAUAACAUUUCAUUUAUUAGACCCUAGAAAAUCUAUAUUCCAACAAAUUAUAUAGUCGUGGUGAUAAUUUAUCUUAUUAAAAAGGUAAAAUAAAAGUGGGUUUUGGUUUUUAAAUGGUUUUAAA